This is a messenger RNA of Fragaria vesca subsp. vesca, 1095 nucleotides long. RefSeq names its product RING-H2 finger protein ATL11-like. The transcript has a single exon. NCBI's taxonomy places the organism in Eukaryota, Viridiplantae, Streptophyta, Magnoliopsida, Rosales, Rosaceae. The coding region runs from base 1 to 1095 and encodes 364 amino acids. The record is from RefSeq and is a predicted model, not a curated record.
AUGGCGGCUGUCAUGAUCGUACUUGUGGUCGUGUUUUUCAUCUUGGGGUUUCUCUCCGUCUACACCCGCCAAUGCGCUCAGACACGUCUCGGCGGACGCGCCGACCUCGCGCGUGAGCGCAUGAUGAACCGCGGUCUCGACCCUGCCGUCAUCGAGAGUUUUCCCGCCUUCCUGUUCUCCGACGUGAAGGGGCUCCACCUCGGGAAAGACUCUCUCCAGUGCGCGGUGUGCUUGAACGACUUCCAGGACGACGAAACACUGCGUUUAAUCCCCAAGUGCGACCAUGUCUUCCACCCGGACUGCAUCGACACGUGGCUCAUUUCUCACUCGACCUGCCCGGUCUGCCGUGCCUAUCUGGUUCCCAAGCCCGGAGAGGAGCCGUACAGCGCUCUUAUGGAGCUUAUCGAGCAGGAAGCGGGUCAACUCGAACCGGAAGACGUCGCUGCCGAACCGAAGUUGCCCCGAGACGUGUCGGUUCGUGUCGUUGAGGAUCAGAUUAAGGAGGAGGAAGGUACUCCAAAGAUUAAUUUGAUUAGUGUUAAUGAUCCGGCCAAUCAAAGGCUUCCACCAAGGUCGAGGUCGACCGGGUUUGGGCCGAGGUCGAGGUCCACGGGCUUUGGGCCUCCGAGGUCAGGGUCCACUGGACGACGAUUUGCGGGAAUGCUUUUCCCGCGAUCGCAGUCCACCGGCCAUAAUUUGUUGGUCCAACCCGGUGAGAAUACCGAGAAGUUUACUCUGCGGUUGCCUGAGGAGGUCCGAGCUAGGUUGAUGAACAUGGCCCUAACACGCGCCAAGAGUACCAGCGUGUUCCCUCGGGCGGGGAGUGUGAGGCAAGGUUAUAGGAGUGGAAGUGUUCGUGGAGGGAAGAAUGGUAUUGAUCGGUUUGAAGGAAGUUCGCGGUCGAACCGGUGGGGUUUCUCGAUGAUGCCGCCUUUUCUGUCUCGAUCGGUUAGACAACAACCUGGAGUCGACAGUGACUUGGCAGCUCAAUCAGCGGUUGCUGUGCCGGACUCGAAUAAGUCACCGGAAAGGGUUGUAAUUGUGGUCGAGGAAGAACGGUCGACUGAUACGUUACGACAGAAAGGUCAAGUUUAA